AAUUUCAGAACAUAAUGUAUCAUUAUGGCUACUGUUGGUAGUUUCAAAAAAGUAUAGUGAUAUUUGAUUAUCUAUCUUUAUUGUUACUUUGUUAGUGGUUUUGUAACGUAACGUUAUACAAGAAUUUUGUUAAACUGGAAUUAAAUGUGAAUGUUUCGUACACUUUAGUUUUUUAAAAAUGAAUUGAGAUAAUGUUUCGGAGUAUUUAAAAAAAAUCUAAUGUCAGUUUUUAUUAGUUCUUGUACUCGUGAAUACACAUCAGUACUGUGUAACAUGUCCAUAAACAGUUCGUGUUGGUGUUACUCGAUGCAAUUUUGAUACAUUAUAGCAAGAAUUAUAAUAUUUUAUUAUAAAAUUUUACAAUUUACUCUAACUUUCCAUCCCGAUUCAACGAGGUUUAGAUCAGUGAGAUGGAGAUGGCGACCAUAAGAGAUGUUAUAAAGUUAAUCUCUAAAAGAAUCUUACACUAAGGAGACUUCUUUAAAGAGUACACUCCUAUAGGUACCCUAGACGUAUUCUAUAAUUUCAAUAAAUAGGGUGUUAAAGCUGGUACCAACGUUACUAUGGGUCGUUACACAGGAAAAAAAUGUCGUUUAUUAACGAUGUUAUGGCUCACCGGUCUAUUUUUCCUAGUCGAAAUAGUUGUGGGCUACCUGACAAACUGUAUGGCUUUGAUAGCUGACAGUUUUCAUAUGUUGUCUGAUGUAGCAGCUUUGGUCGUUGCAUUUCUUUCCGUCAAGAUGUCACCAAAGAAAUGGUCCAAAAACACAUUUGGUUGGGCCAGAGCUGAAGUUUUAGGAGCUUUAGUCAACGCCGUUUUUUUAGUCGCAUUGUGUUUCAGUAUUACCGUGGAGGCGUGUAAAAGAUUUAUCGAAGUAGAAGAAAUACACGAAGCGAAAUUGCUUGUAGGGGUUGGAGCACUUGGAUUAUUAGUGAAUAUUAUUGGAUUAUGUCUCUUUCAUGAACAUAGGAGUUCUCAUGCACAUUCGCAUGGCAUAUCUCGAAGUCACAACCGAUUGAGUACUCUAGUAGGAACGGAUGACAAUGAAAAUGAUGAUAGUUAUAGGCCAUCGACGCCACAAGUCAAAAGGACACACGGCCAUGUACACGAUGCGAGUCAAAUGAAUAUGCGUGGUGUGUUUCUUCAUGUACUCUCGGAUGCAUUAGGAUCUGUGAUUGUGAUAGUCUCUGCUUUAAUUGUUUGGCUGACAGAAUGGAAAUAUAGAUUUUAUAUUGAUCCAGCUCUCUCGCUCUUAAUAGUUAUUCUUAUUUUACAAUCGGUAUGGCCAUUACUCCAAGAAUCUGCAUUGAUUUUAUUGCAGACUGUACCGACACAUAUUCAGGUGGAUGCCAUUCAGCAACGUUUACUAGAAAACGUAGACGGUGUUUUGGCUGUACAUGAAUUCCAUGUAUGGCAAUUAGCUGGUGAUCGUAUUAUUGCUUCAGCUCAUAUAAAAUGCAGAAAUUUGUCAGAAUAUAUGAAAAUAGCUGAGCAAGUGAAAGAAUUUUUUCACAACGAGGGCAUACAUUCUACAACAAUUCAGCCUGAAUUUAUUGAUUACCACUCUAACAGCGAGGUCAAGGAAACACCGACCGAAGAUUGUGUACUAGAUUGUCCAAAGACUGACAAGCCUUGUAAUCAUGCAACAUGCUGUGGUCCUUCUAAACAGGGUCGUGAAACUCCAUCACCUGGAGAAACACCGUACAUGUGCAGACAACGAAACAGUCUUGCACGUUCUACUGGUUCAAUAGGAGGAACCGAACAGCAGGAAGUAAAUGAGAUGGAACGCGGACAUUUGUUAUCACUGCCCGCUUCACAUCACUCCGUCCAACUUCCACAUUCACAUGUUAAUACACCGGUUGUCUAAGUUAUCGUCAUAUUCUCGAAUAUCUACCUCUGUAACACAAUCUGCGGCGCGUUACAAUGUUAUUAUAAAAAUUCAAUAAAGUAAUAUACAUACUA
Bombus terrestris (buff-tailed bumblebee) is the source of this 1963-nucleotide messenger RNA. RefSeq names its product zinc transporter 1 (gene ZnT63C). The transcript is spliced from 9 exons. Gene Ontology annotation, biological process: detoxification of zinc ion; intracellular zinc ion homeostasis; zinc ion transmembrane transport. Gene Ontology annotation, molecular function: zinc ion transmembrane transporter activity. The record is from RefSeq and is a predicted model, not a curated record. Lineage: Eukaryota; Metazoa; Arthropoda; Insecta; Hymenoptera; Apidae. The coding region runs from base 564 to 1868 and encodes 434 amino acids. Gene Ontology annotation, cellular component: membrane.